Drosophila ananassae is the source of this 1462-nucleotide messenger RNA. RefSeq lists its product as uncharacterized. Gene Ontology annotation, molecular function: exopolyphosphatase activity. The record is from RefSeq and is a predicted model, not a curated record. Lineage: Eukaryota; Metazoa; Arthropoda; Insecta; Diptera; Drosophilidae. Bases 100 to 1416 code for a protein of 438 amino acids. The transcript has 2 exons. Gene Ontology annotation, cellular component: cytoplasm.
ACUUUUGGUUUUCUACUCGAUAGGACUGAAUUCAGUAAGAGCUCAUAAUUUUAUGAAACUCGGAACGGAAAGUACAGCAUAAGCUGGAGUCUCUCAAAAAUGGGGGAUCCUGAAACGGAGACGUUGGACUUUACAAGUUACUUGGCAGAGUCGCAGCGUCUAAUCGACUGGGCACCUGGUUAUACCGGACCCGAGAUGAUAUACUUAUGCUUGACCCAUGAGAGCUGCGAUCUGGACUCGGUGGUUAGCACAUUGGCCAUAGCCUAUCUGCGGUAUUGCAACAAGGGAUGCCUGCCACAUUUUUAUGUGCCGGUAUUGGACAUGCAACGCUCCGAUUUUCCGGUAAAGACAGAGGUCUGCUUUCUGCUCGCCAAACAGGGCAUUCGUGCGGAAACCCAUCUGACAUUUCGCGACGAUCUGGCCGAGGAGUUGCUACUCAAGAGUCGCUUCAUAUUGAUCAAUCAUCAUGUGAGCCCGUUUCACUAUUGCGCCGAAGAGGUAUACGACUACAGGAGCUUCCAGAGCGAGGCAGCUAGGUUACCCACCUACUGUCAGCGCGUUAUGUACCCUGUGAGGUCCUGCGCGGCAUUGGCAGCCGCACGGUAUGCCAAUUCGAUGUCCAAUUACGCGUCCGUGCGUUGCGUACAGGUCUUUGAAUUGCUGCAUGCCGCCUUGCUGUUGACAAACAGAAACUUCAAGACCAUUCCGGUGGCGAAGCUUCGUUUCUUCCAGGACUAUCGUAUGAUGCACUUCCUCGAGCGCUAUUUGGGCAAACUGAGGGACGAUCAGCGUACCAUUCUGUACAAUACUCUGGUGCGUUCCAUAUUCGAUCUAAGCCACUUGUCGCUGCCCCAGAUCCUGAGGCGGGAAUUCAAAAUCGUGAAGGCCUCCCGAUACAUCAAAGACGACAUCCGGACCAUGCGAAUGCUGCAGUGCUGCUUCCCGAUGGCCCUCACCCGAUUUAUUGCCUUCGAAAACGCUGAAAUGGCCAUCCGGGAGUUUGCCGGACACUUCGGUUGCAGUUUCGUCCUAAUGCUGGGCACUAGCAUUCGUCCUGGCGGAUCGCUGGUCGUCAAGGAGCUGGCCGUGAUACCCGUGGAUGGUCUCAUCGAGUUGGAGCAUCGUCGUUUCUUCGACCAUUUGAUCAUCAAUCUGUGCGCCGCCAACAAGCCGCAACUGGACCUGGAGCCCUAUCGCAAUCUGGACUUUAUGCAGGGCGGUUACUUCUUUGUGAACGCCUGGAAUAUCUACUAUUAUACCGUUCUCGAUCUGCUGCAGCGCAUCUGUUACGAUUUCAUAACCGAUGGCGGUGCUGAUAUCAAGGAGGAGCUCGAGGCGGAGCAGCGCAGCGCCGAGGAGAAGAAAAAGGGCAAGCGGAAGCCAAAACUGAAAAUUAAGUUUGUGGUAUCGAAGUAGCUUUUAUUUAAGGCACUAUAUAUUUUUAAUAAAAAAAUCAAAAGGA